UCCUCGACCCGUCAUGCGAAUGCGAAUGCCGCUUCUUUAACGAUCUAUCCUUGACAUACACGCAUUGCUAUUUCUUCUGAAUUUCAUAUAGCGAGCAUAUCACGUCGAAAAGAGGGAGAGAGAGAAAAGAAAGGAGAGCCCAGAUAUCAACCAUGGCCGCCACAACAACACCAUCAACAUCAUCACCAUCACAAUCCUCAUCCUCCACGACUCCCUACCCCUUCGCCGCAGCCCCCGACAUCGUCCGCUCCCACCAAAAGGACGCCUACUUCACCGGCCAGCUCGCAAACUCCUUCUCCGAACUCCACCGCCGCCUCUUCGGCGCCCGCUCCGCCCACUCGCUAGCCCCCGAGCUUCGCACCGCCGCCUCGCUGCUCUACUUCUGCCUCACCACCCUCCCCGGCAACCGCACCCUGGGCGAGGAAUACUGCGAUCUCGUCCAGGUCGACGCGAGCGCAGGCCUCUCAUUGCCCGCUCUCCCCUCCCGCGCCGCCUACAUCGUCGGCACAAUCCUGCUCCCUUACCUGGCGAGCCGCGUACUGCCCGGCCUCCGCGCUCGUCUACGCCGCUUCCUCGACCGUCGCCUCGCCACCCUCCGCCAGCAGGGCAAGACAAAGACGCGCCAGGCUCGCGUCCUUGACUACCUCUCCACGCAUCUAUCCUCCGUCACGUCCGCCGCGCCGCUGCAGGCCGUCGUCCUCGCCCUCUUCUACUUCAACGGCACCUACUAUGAGCUCUCCAAGCGCCUCCUCUCUCUGCGCUACGUCUUCACCCGCACCGUGCCCGACACCCCCGACCGCGGCGGCUACGAGCUCCUCGGAGUCCUGCUAGCCAUUCAGAUGGGCGUCCAGGCCUUCCUCCACGUCCGCGACACAUUCUCCUCCGUCGCCUCGUCCCAGCGCGAGAGGGCCGCUUUCCACUCGGGGGAACUUGAUGUCUCCCUCAGCCACAACAAUACCUAUACCGCAUCCAACAACGAACUUUUGCUCAGUGGGAGCACCGGUGCCCAGGCGAGCAAGGUGGACAUCGCCACGACAACACACACCCCCAUGAGCGGCAUUCCGAGGUUCCAUCUCGAAAACGAAUCCACCAUGGGAUACAUCAAGGGAAGCCAGCAGCGCAAGUGUACACUGUGUCUCGAGGAGAUGAAGGAUCCCGCCGCCACCCAGUGCGGGCAUGUCUUCUGCUGGGAGUGCAUCGGCGACUGGGUCAGAGAAAAGCCUGAGUGUCCCCUGUGUAGAAGAGAGGCCAUGGUACAGCACAUUCUUCCCUUACGCGUCAUGUAACGAAGUUCUUUUUUGAAGCAAAAUCAGAUGUUCUUGGAUAGCUAGGUUGUAAUACUCCAUACAAGUAGUAGUAAUACGUUUGCAGGAAAUGAAAACAAGAUGUAGAAGAAGAAGAAGAAGAAGAAGAAGAAGAAGAAGAAGAGAAAGGAUAAACACCAAAAAGAUAUGAAAAUAGAGCAGAUGCCUUGCUAGGCUUGUCAGCCAAUGAUCCACCUCGUAUGCCAUCAUACAUAAUGAAAAUGAAAAAAGACAAAAUAAAUAGAACAAAGAGAAUUGAAGCUUUCCCAUCACACAUUCCUCCUUCAUGGUAUCAUUCAUCUCCGUCAUUACUGCUCCCAAUGUCCAUCUUUCCGUCUCAUACCGUAGUUAUAAUGCCACAAGAUUAGUUGACAAUUCCCACUCCAUGGCCAAAGCAGCGCCGUCUUGCAAACCCCAGAUGUUUGCUCCGUGACGGCGCACCUUGGCCACAUGAUCUCGGGAAACGUCGAUGUCGAUGUUGAUGUUGUUACAGGGGGGGAAGACCAAGUUUGCCCGUCUAUCCAUGACCCUUUAAAAUAGUAUGACAGAUAGAAGACAUAGUGGUACAGUUCCGUUCCGGCCAAGCAUAUAAAAACGCUGUCAAAGCAAGCAAGAUGAUCCAGCAAAACUCCUGUAUCCAAGUAACACUGAGCAGGACCCGCCCUUUGGACGAACUCCGUCGAGUUUUUUCCUUUUCCUCAUUUUUUUUGGGUUAUGCUUUUACUUUUUUCGAUAGAUUUCUUCUUUCUUGUUUAUUCACAAAAGAGAACAAUUUCGCCUCGGUCGUUGCGUCGAAGUCGCAGUGAGCGCCACAGUUCCUUUUCUUCCUUGCCCUUGGGGGUGCU
This is a messenger RNA of Trichoderma virens Gv29-8, 2149 nucleotides long. RefSeq lists its product as uncharacterized. The record is from RefSeq and is a predicted model, not a curated record. The transcript has a single exon. Bases 153 to 1286 code for a protein of 377 amino acids. NCBI's taxonomy places the organism in Eukaryota, Fungi, Ascomycota, Sordariomycetes, Hypocreales, Hypocreaceae. Gene Ontology annotation, molecular function: zinc ion binding. Gene Ontology annotation, cellular component: peroxisomal membrane. Gene Ontology annotation, biological process: protein import into peroxisome matrix.